Zasmidium cellare ATCC 36951 is the source of this 477-nucleotide messenger RNA. RefSeq lists its product as uncharacterized. NCBI's taxonomy places the organism in Eukaryota, Fungi, Ascomycota, Dothideomycetes, Mycosphaerellales, Mycosphaerellaceae. The coding region runs from base 1 to 477 and encodes 158 amino acids. The transcript has a single exon. The record is from RefSeq and is a predicted model, not a curated record.
AUGACCACCACACCACGAACCAAAAUGGCCACCACCGACACCACCUCCCAGAACUCAGAACACCUCGCCCUCCUCUCCGCCGCCCAACCGCAACCCCAAUACUCCAACACCAGCACCAACACCCAUCAAGAAGAAGACGACGAAGAAGAAGGCGACCUAGAACGCGACUUCCCCCCAAUCUCCCCCUUGCCCACACCGCCCAAGAAACCCGCUGUCACCACCAACAACAAAGCCCCUCCCACCUCCCAAACCACCACCGAACACCAAUUCGCCUCCGCCGUCAAGGAGAACCGCCGGCAAGAUGUACCAAAACCUCUGACUCCUCCGGCUCUGGGAUUGACGCCUAUUUCGGUGGGAACGGCGGCUUCGCGGAAUCCGCCUGAGAGGCCGCAGAAUGAGUGGUUGAAUAGGGUGUUUCGGGAGGUGGCGAGGAGGGCGGUUGAGGGGAAGGGGAAUGGGGAGCGGGAGGGGGUUUGA